AAGAGUUCCAGCCGCGGGUCAAACCACGAAUGGAGCAGGUGGCGAAAGAGCCUACUGUCAUGAAGAAGAGGGUUUUCAAAAAAGUCAUAACCCCUAACGGUGAAGAGAUACUUUUAACCCCUUCUCCGACGCUCAGCAGGCAGAGCAGCACGGAUAUAUCCGACUUGUCGGAAGAAGACAAGAAAGGAAAAAAAGUGAAGUACAACAGCAAGAAGAAGUCGGAAAGAGUUUACGUGCGACAGAAGUCUCAAACGCCGACGGAAGGCCGGACAGACUUUAUCAAGAGGGCUACCCUCGAGGAAGAUAUGCGCCCGGAACCCUCUGGAACAGGUGGGUGCAGCAUCAAGCUGAGCAUCACCAGUUUCGAGGACGACGAGGAUGGAACGAAGGUGUCCAGAGCUGCAUCAGUACAGGAACUACACCGAGCGUUGUCGAGAGAAAAGUCCCGUUCUUCCAAAGAGUUGUUGGUGGAGGAAGAAGGAGAAGAGGAAGAAGAGGAAGAAGAAGACACUCAUUACAGAGAAGAGGAACAAACCAAACCUGAACCUGCGGUGGCGACUGGUGCAAAAAUAGCUUCCGACAACAAACAAGUUGUGGAAAGGGAAGCGAGCAGUAAGAAAGAGUCGACAGUCUUCCUGCAAGGCCCCGCAAGAUUCCCGCACCUGUCUUCGACCAGUCCGCACCGGCCACACCGGCCGCACCACAGCACGUCACCCAGCAGCAGUGACGAAGCCUCGGCUGCCAACCAAUCAGAGACCAUCGACCAGGAGUCGUCGCCGCGCCUGCGCGACCUCUCUCCCGACCUUCACGACUCCUCGCCGCAGUUCUUCGGCCGCGCGCACGACCACGCGCAGGCGCGCGCCAACGAGAACCGGCGCAGGUUCGAGAAAUCGCUGGCGCUGCGGGACCAGGAUGCUGACGACAGCGUAGAGACCUACAGCCAGCUGGUGUCGGCCUUGACCGAGCUGCGCCCGCCCUCGGUCACGCCCAGGAAGCUGGUGGGGCGGAGCUACUCCGACGGAGAGACGUUCGGCAGCGUCAGAGAACGUCACUUCAUCCGUCUGAGGCGACUAGACGGCCAGGGAGGCGACUGCUUCUGGACCAGCCCCUCCACCGAACGAGACACCAGUGGUCUUCAGAGCUCCAGCACUUCCAGGAACGGGGUGAAGACCAAAGUCAUCCAGUCGGACAGCCUGCGCAAAGCGUGCAUGUACAUCCAGGACCGCACCCUGACACACAGCCUCUCACUCAGUUCUACCUCCCCGGACCACGUGCCUCUCGAGGACACACCGGAACAGGCUCUCGACACGACGACAUCUGGCGGCACCGAUCCUGCCGAGGCUGCUGACGCUGAUGCUGCGAGUGUCAGUCAGAGACGUCAGAAGAUGUCGUCGCUGAAGCAGCAAUGGAAGACCUUCGACCCUGACGUGUCGAGGACAUCUGAACAGGAAAUCACGAGGGACGGGGGUCAGGGACAGGCGAAGAAACUAAAAAAGAGCCUUUCUUACUCUGAUUCGGGUAGUGGUGCGCACGGCUUCGACACUAUCCAGUAUAACCUUGCAGAGAGCUUGAGGUUGGAGACGAUGUCAAUCAUGGACAAACUCAGCGAGGACGACGAAAUUCUAGAGGUUGUCAUCGAGUCGCCAGGACAGCCAGAAGUUGAGCGUGACAUUCAAGAAGAGUUAUCUCCAAGGAAAUGCAAGGACUGGGACAUGGGGUCCGAUGGUUCCUCUUCCUCUACCUCGGUUAAAAAUUCUUUCCUCGGCAGCACGGAAAUGUACAACAGCAACGUCAAACUGCCUUCAAAAUCGGGAAGAAAAGACAUUCGAAGGAGGAUAACAGAAAAAAAUACGAUAAGCCCCGAGAACGAGCCCGACAGCAAGGUCUUUAGAACGAUCGACAAGCUCAAGCACAAGUCCAGAGAGUUUCUACCUACCCCUGUGUCCAUCAUCAUUCCCAAAGCAAAAGCUAGCAAGUCCACGCAGGCCUCAUAUGAAGAAAUUAAAGCAGAGACCGGGUGGGUGCGGCCAGCUGUGAGGGUCCACAAACGGAAGAAGUACAUUAGCGUCACGGACAGUCAUGGGAAACAGUCUUCUUUUGAUGAUGCGUUCCACAACGGGUCCAAUCUCCCGAAGGAACCUUCUAGCACCGACAGCGCGGAGGAGACAGGACGCAGAUGCACGGAUAGGAGCUCUAGGAUGCCUCCCCGUAGCGACCCACCUGCAAGCGAUCAAGACUUCAGGACGUGGAGAGACGAAAACCAGGGCCAAAGCAUCUCGCGGUGGAUACAGCAAAAUGAACGAGCCGAACAAAUGAGUGUCGACGAAGAGCAUGUAAAAGGUCACUUCGAUGUCGGUACCUCACCGUGGUGGGGGCAGCAACUGCAGAGAGAUCGCUCUGGCGGCGCUGUCAUCACGCUAGGUCAGGGCUACGGUUACAUUCAGGGCAGAAAACGCAGAGAACAGUAUCCUUGGACUCGGUUCUACAGAGGGGGUAGUGUCCAACUCUGAAAGACAAAAGACUUCCGCAGUGGAGGGAAAAUGCAGCACGAUGGUUCGGGCUGUCACAGAGGGGCAGAGUUCAGCAGUCGAAAUCUUGGGACUUGCAACAACAGCGAAAACAGCACAACCGGUAACAAUACAGGAGGGUUGGGGAAGAUUAAACCCACGUCGCCCCGAACUCAUUCCUCUUUCAGUAGGUCACGGUCUGAGCCGUUCCCGCUGGCGAUGGGUGGUUUCUCGCUGAACGAGGACUGCGAGGCAGCUUGGGAGCUGCGUGAUGACCUGAGCUACGCCGCCGCUGCGCAUGUCCUGGAUUGGAUGCAGCGCGCGGCGCUGGUGGACCACAUGCGGCCCGAGCGACAGUCAACGGUAGACACGUUGGACAGUGGCAUCGAGAACGACCGACACUAUGCGCCCCGCUAUGGCUCGCCGCAGUUCGGGGCCCACAACGGCCACCGGCGCUUGCAACGGCGCCCUUAUCCGUGGGCCAUGGAGCUGGAUGCCAGCCUAGUUAGGGGCAGUAGUCCUUCGCUAGCGCAGGAGGACUUGGGUGGACACCGGCGUUUAGCCAGAAUGCCCUACCCUUGGGAGAUAGAACUGGAUCCGCGGCUUAUCCGCGGUAGCAACAGUUCGCUGUCGACAGAAGGCAAUCAGGAAGAUGCCCGCGUCCACUUGACGCUCGACGUUAUCGAGGCGGCAGUCCAUCGCACCGUGUGUCGGAUACUGUCUGGGAGCUCUGUAGCCAGCUCUUCUCCUCGCAGACGAGCGCCUCCUAUCGUCUCAUAUAGCGGCGCAAGCUUUUCGGAUUCGGAGCUGAGCUACAGCGACUCUAUGUUUUACCAAAGAAGGCGAAUGUUUCGCAAGACGCGCCCACAAGCAGUUGCCUCCCGCCAGGAGUGAGAUCCCACCGCAAUUUACUCCCACCCUUGGCAGAGCGCCAGGAAUGUUCGAGACUCACCGUCAUCGUCGUCAUGGCAACAAUCCCGACCUGACGGAGACUAAGUCAGACGGCAGGUACUCGCCGUAUAGCGUCACCGACAUCCCGUGUUUCGAGCUGCCGAGCAGCACGAACGUUUACAACCUGGACGGGCAGGAGAUUUUUGCUGCCAACGAUCCCAAGUUUCCUCUUUGCAACUCAAUGGAGGCGAAGGACCUCGUUUUGAAGUUCCCAGAUCACCAGUAUCUAGCGUUCAUGCACCACCAGCAGCAACGAAAGCGAUCGCUGCAGCAGAUAUUCCGCGAUGACGGCCAGAGUAUCGCUGGCUGUGUUACAGAAAGCAACCUGGACGAGAACCGGAUGUUUUACGUGCAACAACCUGGACUCAAAGAUAACGGAAACGGACGCUUGAGUUCUUCCAUUUGCUUGUUGGGAGACGGUCGACGAAUUGAAGAAAGCAAAUCGACAAAGACAGAGCUGCAGAGAGAAUAGAGGGCAAGGAGAACAAGUUGUCGGUUACACGCACAUCCUCCUCGCACUCUGAGGCAGCUUUGGCAAAGCAGGAGACGGUUUGAGGCCGACAAUCGUGAUUCACAAGUCGCCAGGUAGAGGCGCGGAGCGUGCCACCUCCAGCACCAGCACGGACGACAGUUACUGCGGCUUCGGCAUCACCCGCGUCCAGCGGAAAGACCUGAUGGGGCAAUUAAAGUGCUUCCAGAACUUGGCUCUGUCGAAGAAAGCCAGCUGUUCCCCUGACAGUUCUUUCGAUGGUAGGUCCCCUAGCUCCGUGGACGACCUCCCGGGGAAAGUUUCCCCUGACUUUCUUACCCAGUGCAGCGACCCGUUUGAUGAGAACUCUUUGAUAUCGCCAGCUUCUAGUUUCGUCCUAGGGUUUUUCAACGAGAAGGACAUGUCUUUCUUCGAAGGUGGUGAUUUAAAGCGAAGAGUUUGUUUCUGAUGUCGGGGUCGCCGUUUCGGAAAAAAAUCAGAGGUUGGGUUUGCGGCGUCAUCGUGGCAAUGACAUCCUCUCCAGUCCCGUGCACGCCAGCAGUGCACUCAGAGACCCUCGUGCUGUGCUGUGUGAUGGCAUCAGCAACCCAAGUAGCCCAGGUGGUCGAAGUGAUGGCGGCAGUGCAGGGGACAAGACAGGGCAGUGUGUGGCCUAUGGGCCUGGCUUAUACUACGGGCAGGUUGGCAGUAAGAAUAAUUUUCAGGUGUGGACGCAGCAGCCAGGGACUGGGUGCGUCACGGUGGCUGUCUACGGCCCGCGCUCUCACUGCGUCACGGAGACCAACGUGGCCUACAUCGGUGACAACGUGUAUGACGUCACCUACAGCGUCACGACCCCGGGCUAUUACAUCAUAGUGGUCAAGUGGGGCAACAAAAGCUUGCCGGACAGUCCCUUCAUCUGCAAAGUGACAUACUAGCAGACAGACACGCUGGUGUAAGAUACGGAGAUGAAAUAAUGAGAUCACGUGGGUCGAGACCCGACAUCUGUAAAUAAACAUGGCGUCAGCGUACGAAGACAAGGAAACAACAACAAUACAGGUGUCUCUGUUUACAAACUGUCAAGCACUAAACUGAUAAAGUGCAGUGCACGGAGAACUUUGAAAUCAGGGGAAAGGAUUCAGAACGUUCUGGAAGUUGACAAUAAGAGAAAUCAAGUGAGCGGACACACAGUCAUUCGAUGUAAAUCAUGAAAAAGUCACAAAAAUGGAAGGGAGGCGAUGAUUGGUCUGUGAAUGAUAAAGUAGAUGAGAUUUUGCAAGAUUGUUUAUAGAUAGUGAAGAGGAUGGAUGAUUAUAUCCUUGGACAGCCUCCGGAAAGACACAAAAGGAAAGAAAGAAAUAAGGCUAAAAUUGAAGUGAAAAAAAAAACCCAUUUAUUUUUCAUGUUUGUUUUACUUUUAUGAAUAAUAAUGUGAUACCAUUUUAUAAUUAAAUGUAUUUUUUUCACUCAAUUUAGCAAUAAGAUUAUAUAGGGUAAAACAAAUUCGCAGUAUCUAUAUGUACACAAUCAAAUUACAGAGAUAUUAGAUAAACUAGAAUAAUAAUUAAGUAAAAGUGAAUUUAACAUUUAUAACUGCAUAAAUAUAUAAUAAAUAUAAUUAUAAUUAUUAAUAGAAUUAUCGUAUUUAUUCGUAAAUACAGUAUCUGCACAAAAUUAAGCAAUGGAAGAGUUAUAGACAGUAGAAUACAAUUUGACGGAAAAGAUUUGUAGAGACUGCACAGUCCGAUCUCAUAAUUUCACAAAAUAUGCUUCAUCUGAUUUCGAACUUUCCUGAAUCAAUGGAAUCUUGUUUUCAACCAACAUGGACGGCAAAGAAUUUAAGGCUCAGUGAGGAAGGGGAAACAAACCAUUGCCUUGUCCUCAGACAACAUUUUGAAGACUUGCUUUCCUCGCUGGAAAAAACAAUGGGGUAGGGGUGGGGAGGUGCUGUGUCGGCAAACACUGGAUGCCGACAACAAAGCUACCUUGCCUCUAGUGCCCAUUUAUCUGGUAUAUAUUGUUCUAAACAAUGUUUUUAUGUCGAUAAUUUGUUUACCGCACGCCAUUGGCCGAUUUCAUGUCAACAGUUGUAAGACCAUCCCCUUUAUCAGCAAGCCAGUAAUAGUAAGUAGUCUGGUCGGCAGAAGGUGAGACCUAAAAGAAAUGACAACAAAAGCAUAGUUGUUUUUUUUUCCCCCAUAAACCUGAACAGACUAUCGACUUUCAACAGCCAAUCAGACCGCCGCGAAUAGGCGACAAAAUUUAGGACUAUUGUAAGAUAAUAUAUAUAUACUAUAAAAUAGUAAAUGUGAGGUAGAGCAACCUUGGUGUAAGGUAAUAAAGAUACAACUCAGGUAUGAACUUGCACAUUUCUGAGUAUCCAUGGAGAUUUAUUACCUAUCUGAAGAUGUGAUUUUUAUAUAUAUUGUCUCUUUUCGCUCUGAAAGACAGCCUUAUAUACAAAGCAAAAGAGAACUCUGUUAUCUUUGCCUAUAGACAGCAUGAUGCUUAGCAGAUUAAAACGCUUAAUAAACACUCUUACAGUUUUAUAAUCAUAUGUUUUCACAAAUAUGCAAACGCGAAAACUUGUUACUUUUCCGUCGAUACAUCAUUAUACUGAGGGCUGGUACCCACACUUUGUUUCAUAGUGCCUUUUAUCCAUUUUCACUUCUCUCUCUCUCUCUCUGUCAUGCACACGCACGGAUUCACAAUUGUGUGCGUGUAAAAUAAUACUUUUAAUGAAUGUAUAGCAUCUAAGGGCUUUCCCAGUGCGACUUCUCUUCUCGAUAUUCGUUGCUCGGGUCACAUACACGCACAUGACCUGCGUAUGCGUCCUGACAUUUUGUCGUUGCAGAAGCAUUAUUAUCAUUGAGAUUGAGUUUAGUCUUCUGUUGGUAUUCUAGUUCGUGACACUUGCUGAAAAGAAUAUAUUUUCUGACUUGAAGUCAACUGACUUUCUGUGAUUGCUUGAAGUAAUACUUGCACCAUAUGACUGUCAUCAUGCUGA
Pomacea canaliculata is the source of this 6934-nucleotide messenger RNA. RefSeq lists its product as uncharacterized. The record is from RefSeq and is a predicted model, not a curated record. The transcript is spliced from 3 exons. Lineage: Eukaryota; Metazoa; Mollusca; Gastropoda; Architaenioglossa; Ampullariidae. Bases 30 to 2510 code for a protein of 826 amino acids.